AAUAUUUAACCAUUUUUCUUAAAUCAAUCUUUCACAUCUUGUUAAUCGUAUUGUUCAGUUUUCAAUAAAGGUGUCAUUUUCAUUAUCGUUCGUUCCAGUAAAAAGUUUCACUUGUAAUUCUGCUAUUGACCUAAGUGCUAAUUGGUCAACCAUCAAAUGUUUUUGUUAACUGUCGUAUAAUAGCUGAUAAAGUUUAAAACGCCGCGUACAUAAAUCUCUUCUUAUUGCGAAUUUUAUGUCAAAACAGAUGAAUUGUGAUAAUGGAUAGAUUGAACCAGAUUCGGGGCGAAGCGGAACGUUCCAAAGACUUCACUUUGGAUACAUCGUCACCUCCUAGCGAAGCGUAUAUAACAGCUAACGAAAGUUCAUCAAAAUUCUUUUCGCUGUCAGAAGUUGAUUCCACUUUUAGUGUUUCACCGACAAAAGACGGCAAUGCGGCUCCCGCCAAUGUAGAUAGACCGAUUUCUGACUCUGAUUUAAUAUCUAACCUAUCUCCUAUACCGAAAACCAAUGAUUUAGGAAGUUUCAAAAUUGGCAAACAAAUAGAAGCUGCAAAUAUCUUGUCAGGUGGUGUUAACAUUUUUGAUGACAAUUCAUAUGAUGGUGAUGAACUGGUUAUCGAUGAUAAUGUUCCUCCGGAUGAUGGAAAAUCAAAUUCAACUCUUAUAUCAGAAGAUGUUACCAAUGUAGUAUGUGUGGAUAAAGCAGAUAAUGUAGUAGAGGCUACAGAUGUUGCAGAUGCAAUAAAGAGUAAAGACACAGAAGUAGUCCUUCAGAUUGAUGGAAAAAAUGUUGAUGCCAUAGAUAUUGGUAAUGAUUUGUAUCUAUAUAGAAAACCAGGUGAAGAAGAACUAGCUGCUGUGCAAAUUGUCACUGAUAAUGAACAACAACCAUGCUUUAAAUUUCUCAAAGUCAGGGAAAAUGCAGAAGGCAAUUUAGAAGUAUAUGAAGAAAUUGAGAUUGAAGUACCAAAGGAAGUGCCCAUCACCAAUGAAGAACCUAAGGAAAGUUCCCCUAAGAGUCUUGUUAAUCAUGACAAGCCAUUGAUAGAGUCUGAUAAUAACAAAACUACUGAAAAUACACUUAAAAACCCGCAAAAUGAGACAGAAAGUAAAGAUGUUGAGGUAGAGACAAGUAUUCAAAUAAAAGAAGAUUCAAAAGUCAAUUUUAAUGGAAAAGUAAUGAAAUUUAGUGAAUCACGUAAAUCACCAGUAAUAAGUACUUUUACCCCAAUGACAUACCACUCUACGCCCAAUAAAGAAGGAAUACCCUUAACAAAAACAAUGGUAGACCAGCAAUUGCAUCCAAACAGACAAUCUGAUAAUAUCAAGAAAACUAUAGAAGUUCAUACUGAAUGUAGCAAACAUAAAUUGUCUGACACACCUAUCAAAAACAAGGAGUUAAUUGAAAACAAUGAAAACGAUGAGAAAGAUGUUUUAGAUAAAACAUUACCUGACAUAGUGCAUACUUCUGAAGAUAAACCUUUGGUCAUAGAUGAGAAGGAAUGUAAAGCUGAUUUAAUAGACAAUAAAAUAGAGAAAAAGAUUAUAAAACAAAGUGUAGGUAUAGAAAAUAAAGAUUCAAAUUUAAGUAAUGAAAUUACUUUAAAAGCCCCAAUUGUUAUAAACGAAGAUAAAAACUUCGAAAAAACAAUAGUUUCAACAGAAAAUAAUGCGGAAGAUACAUAUAAAGUCAAUAAAACUGUUGAGGAAAAAUCAUCAGACUUGAUUCUCAUCUGUAACAAAAACAGUGUUGAUUUAAUUACAGGUGAUGAUACAGAGACUGUUGAAGAUAAGCUAGUUAUUGUUGAAAAUAUAUCUUCACCAACAAAUACAAGUAACGAAAAAAAUAGUGACACAAGUAAAACAAAGGCAGUUGAAAAGGAUCAAAUAAUAGUUGACUCUGAACCAAGGCAAUUGAUCUCGGACGCUAAAAUUGAUGUUAGAGAUACUUACUGUUCUAAUCAAAAAAAUAAGAAGCAACUUACUGAUGAUACAAAUAAAAUAAAAGACAUUCAAAAUAUUGGAACUGACUUAAAGCAUACUAAGAGUUCUUUAGACAAAACAAAUGUGCCUAACAUUGGUGACAAUUUAACGUUAACAGGAGUAAAACAUAAAGCUAUUGAAGCUGAAAAAACCUUAGCUGAUGUAACUACUUCAACUGAAAUAGAACUUAACAAAUACAAUAAAAAAGUUAUAAAGCUAUGCGAUUCAACACCCACAAACAAGCAAAAUCAAGAACAAUUAAAUAUAGUGGAAAAGGAAACAAUUCAAGAAGAUUUGAAAUUGGUACCUAAUCUCAAAAUCACUGAGAUGUUACCUAUAAAAUCUAAUGAAAGCCAACAGCAAAUUCAUAAUACUACUGAUACUACAGUACAAAAAAUUGACACUGCUCUGGUUGAGGAUGUUAUAUCCUUAAAACCUAUUGAAAAUGAAACAAAAAUUAAUUCAAAUAUUAUUCAAAAUCAAGUGAAAGAAAAUAAAGAUUGCUCUUUCAUGGAUAUAAAUAAACAUAAUAUUAUUAUACCUACAGAAAAUAAAACAAUUUCUCUUCCUGAAAUAAAAUCAGCUGAUGAUAUUCAAAAACCCGUGAAAUUGCCCGUAAAGGCAAACACAUCCAUUGUAAAGAUUGACUCAAAAAUUGAUUUACUUGCUAAUACCCAAACAAAACAAACCAAUAAGAAAAAUUGCGCCGCAGUGCCUUUUGGAAAGUGGACUGAAGCCAACAGACAAGAAUUUUUAAAUAAAAUAAAGGAAACAAAAGUUGCUUCUAAUAAUUCCAGCACAAAACAACUAAAACAACCUAAAGAUCUGAACAGGAGAGAUGUGUUGAAGAAAAUAGAUAGUCAAAGACAAUCUAACAAUAUUGUUGUAUCAAAAGCCCAAGAUGUAAAUUCUUCUAAUAAACCAAAAGUAACAACUGUUACUUUUAAAAAUAAACCGAAUAUUGAGCAGACUGAUAACACACAAAUUCUUAAAGAUGAAAAAAAAUCUUCAACAUUGAAAACUACAUCAACAAAAUCGGAUGUUGACCUGGUGGCUAAAAAACCAACUCAAAGGAAAGAAAUUAAUAAUCAAGAUUUAAUUGAUAAAACAAUUGAAGGGAUUAUUAAUCGAGCACUUCCAGUGAAAGCUACCCAAGACGAGCAUAAGCAGAGUGUCGAAAGUAAUGCAAGUGAGAAAGACAAAAAUGCGUAUCAGAUUACAUUAGAUGAUAUUGAAAAGAAAAUGAAUGAAUUGCAUGGAAUUCCUUUCGUGGAGAGACCGCCACAUGAGUUACCAGCGCUAACACAAGAAUCCAAGUCAAGUAAUGCAGAUAUAAAAACUUCUAAUUCAAAUAAACCAGACCCAUUAGUAAAUCUUCCACCAUUCACAAAUAAACCUCACCAAAAUGUUAUUAAGGAACAUGAAAAGGCCAAUAUAUCUGACGAAGAAAUCAUUGAGCAUAUACCAAUUACAGGGGAUAUUAAAUUACUAUGUAAGGAUACUAAGGUUAAUGAAAUAGUUGGUAGUACGAUAUGUGAUAGCGGUGCUAAAAAAGAACCAAUUAUCACAGAGAAAGAUUUUGAUAAGUUUGCUAGACGAAAUUCCUUUACGUAUGAAAAUUUACUAACUGUUAAUUUUGAUAGAAAAGAACCGCAUAAUGUUAUAAAGAGUGUAGUACCAAAAGACAUUCCCGUAAAAAAAUUGUCAAGAAAUGAACUUAUGCUUGCUGAAUCCAAAGCUAAAUCGACAAAUAAGCAUAACGCUGCACGUCAUAAUCAUUCCAGUAAAAUUCCAACGGCCAAGGUGUCUAAUGAAACAUAUAACAAGAAUUAUCAAUCCAAAGUUCAGAUUGCAUAUCAAUCUGCAUUAACAGCAAAGCGGCAGCUUGAAGGCCCAAUUACAAUAAUUGAAGAUAAACCUGUUAAAGUUGUAUUCAUGGACACAAAUCCUGAAUUUGUUCCAGUUUUAAAUAUGCAAGGUCAGGAACUCUCGCCUACAAAUAUUCAAAUCAAUGAGUCUUCUAAAUUUGUCCACAGUGCUUCUGAGUCUUUAGAUUCUGAUAUACUAGAGAGUUAUGAGAAUAAGUUACAAGACGAUACUAAAUCUAAAAGUAAACAUCAGAGGAAACAAGUUUUAACUCCAGUUGAAACACCUGAAUUGGAACUCAUAGAACCUGGUGAUUUAGGCAUGGAAACUUCACCAAAGAAAAAACGCAGGUUCGAAGACAAGGCUGAUAAAAAAGCGAAAGCACUGGUACCCAAGAAAUCCUAUCUUCUGAACCGUAAUGUGUCGGAGGAGAAGCAAGAUGUAGUGAAAAACUCCACAGAGAUUGUGAAUAAGGCUGAGCCAUAUGUUCACUCAGAUCCAAUAUCAGCUAUAGAUAACUUAGUCAAAGCUGCUGAGCUACUUGAAACACAAUCUGAGAACAAAAUUUUAACCCACGCAACUGAGAAUAAUUCACAACAAAACACACCAGUAAAGAGAGGUAGAGGUCGACCCAGAAAGAACCCUCUUCCCGGAGUCGACUCUAACGCACCUAAGACGCCGAGUCCUCAGAAAAAGCCACGAUUACAAGAAGAAAAGUCGUAUAAGGAACAUACAGAGACUGAGGAAAGUAGUGACGACGAAAUAAUAAAAGAAAAUUGGACAAUGGGUAAGAUAAAUGAAAACAUUGUAUGUCCAAUAUGUAACAAAUUAUUCCGUUCUGAAAAUGUUGUAUUUAAACAUGUGAAACAUUGUACAGGUCCAUCUCCAAAUAGGUCGGACUCGGAUAAAAGGAGUUCUUCGAGGUUGCGAUUUUCACAAGAAUCAAAAAGAUCAUCAACUGAUAGCAAAUCAGAUAUAGAUUUGGAUGAAGAAAUAUUAACACCGAGAAAACGAAAAUCAAGAGACUCAAAACCAGCUAAGGAUAAAUACGAUGAAAUAAUAAAUAAAGAUUUGGAUACUGAAAAGCAAAGUGAACAUUUAUCACAUAAAACUGUCAAUAAAGCUAAAUUUAAUACAAAUAAUUUAGUGUGUGAACUAUGUGGCAAAAGUUUUAGACAGUUAUCAUAUUUAUUAAGUCACAAACUCCAACACAGAAAAGAAGAUCUUAAAUCAGUCCACAAUGACGAAGUUAAAAAGAAUGUUUUCUGUUGUGAGGUUUGUAAAAAAGAGUUUCGAAAAUUGCAUCAUUUGGUCCAACAUCGUCCUAUCCACAAGCCAAAUGCAAUGUCGUCGCGGUUAAGCAGGAAAAGCUCAUCUGAACACCGAGACAAUAAGAGCGAAAAAGAUAAUAAAGUUCAAGUUCAAACAAAACAAACUGAAGAUCAUAGCGCAGGAUUUCGAUGUGAGCCUUGCGAUAAAUCAUUUAGGAAACUUCAUCAUCUAGUAGAACACAGAGAAACUCAUGAUGGUAUUAAUAAAAAAUGUCCUCCUCAAGUUACAGUUGACUCUUCUAAAUCUCUCUUACAUCAAUGUGACAUCUGUAAAAAAACUUUUAAGAAGUUACAACAUUUUAUGGAACAUAAAGAUCAACACUUGGAGACAAGUUCAGAAAAAUCAGAUGACAAGAGUGUUCAGAGUUCUCUAUCCACACGAGAUAUUAUACACGAAUGUUCUCUUUGCUACAUGGUUUUCCCCAAUGAACAUUCUUUGAAUAAGCAUACCAUUAUUUGUCUAAGAAAGAAAAAGCAAUCAGCGGCUAAAGCAAAACAAACGGAAGAAAAAAUUGUUUCCGAUGAUGAUAAUAAAGAAGAAAAGGAACAGGAAACAGACUCUAAAAUAAAUGCAGAUGUUAUGCCGCUGGAUAAUAUUAAGUCUGAAAAUACAAAUACCCACGACUUACCGGAAAUAACUAAAACUAUCCAUACCAUACAUUGUGCUACGAGUAAAUCUGAAGAACAUGAUAUAGAAAUUGAUAAUUCUGACAAUAAAAGUGACGAUAUCCCGUUAAUUAAAGCAAAAGAAUCCGAAACUAUCGAUAAUAAAACUGUGAAUGAAUUUGAAACUAAACCAUUAAAUACGCCAAUAAUUGAAACUAUUGUUAUACCAGACACACCAACACCCAAGAAACGGACAGCAACAAAAGAAAAAUCGGGAACCACUGUUACAAAGAAACAAAAAACUUUAAACGUCACUAUGCCCGUCAUUGAAGAAAAUAAAUCAGCAAGAACAUCAAAUGACGAUGAUGACGCUGAUGAAGAUGAUGAUGAAGUAAGAUACAUGUUGAAUCCACAUCUAAAAUUGGAUGAUACAGUCGAAGAAAAGUUUAUGAAAGUGCGAGCUAAAAAACGUAGUUCGCUACAGCUAGAGAGGCCUAAUUCGAAAGAUUUGGUUAUAAGGAGAAUCUCAUUGCAACACCCGCCCAAAAUACCUCGUUUAAAAGCGAAACCAGUAGAAGCUAAAAUCCAAACUACUAUUAAGAAUGCGAAAGCCCCAACUCUUGAUACAGUGCCUUCUACGGAUUCGGAUGAUAGUGAUAUUAAAUACUCUUUCCCGAAAACCACGCCUGUGAAACAAACACCAAAGAAAGUGGAUAAGUCUAAUAGAAAAAUAAUAGGCGAUAAACGAAAAUCACUCAGUAGCAUUGCUAAGAGGAAAUCACUCGGGAAACAUAAACAGAAUACACCUGUUAAGAAAAUUAGGAAGCGCACAGCUGAGGUGGAACAUAGAUGUGACUGCGGACAGCUCUUCAGUAGCGCUGCUUUGUUGUCCCGGCACACGACUCUGGCCCACACUCCCCCACGGAUACGACGCCGGCGAUCCCCCCCUCCAGACACCAAGUUACAAAAACCUUUAAAUCUGUUGAAAACUAAUAUAAAACAAUCACAAUCAUCUGUUACUCAAGCGAAACCACAAUCACAACAACUCAAACAAAAACCGACAACAAAACAGAAACCCUCAUUGGCAAAACAGAAACUUAAUUUAAUACAACAAAAACAAACUUCGUCUCAACAAAAACAAACAUUAAAACAACAGAAAAAUACUUCAAAUCAACAAAAACAGACAUUAACGCAACAGAAAUCAAACGCUCAGUCAAGCCCAACACGAAGUAAAUCUAAUAAUAUUAACAACGCAGAGUACGGGGUCAGUGUCAUAGAGGCGUUUGUCCGAUCGCUUGCGAGCCCUUUCUUUCUUCAAAGACGUCAAGAUGAUGAUCGGACUGUGUUCGUACAGUGGCUACAAAAUAUAUCCUGGCCACGGGAAGUCCAUGGUUAAAUUGGAUGGAAAGUACUUCACCUUCGUGAACUCAAAAUGUGAAGCUGCCCACCUUAUGAGUAGGAAUCCCCGUAAGGUGACAUGGACUGUCCUUUACAGACGCAAGUUCAAGAAGGGGCAAGAGGUAGAG
This is a messenger RNA of Zerene cesonia (dogface butterfly), 7314 nucleotides long. Its product is annotated as 60S ribosomal protein L24. Gene Ontology annotation, molecular function: structural constituent of ribosome; DNA-binding transcription factor activity, RNA polymerase II-specific; RNA polymerase II cis-regulatory region sequence-specific DNA binding. Gene Ontology annotation, cellular component: cytosolic large ribosomal subunit; nucleus. Bases 261 to 7184 code for a protein of 2307 amino acids. Gene Ontology annotation, biological process: cytoplasmic translation; regulation of transcription by RNA polymerase II. Lineage: Eukaryota; Metazoa; Arthropoda; Insecta; Lepidoptera; Pieridae. The transcript has 10 exons. The record is from RefSeq and is a predicted model, not a curated record.